This is a messenger RNA of Oppia nitens, 1350 nucleotides long. RefSeq lists its product as uncharacterized. NCBI's taxonomy places the organism in Eukaryota, Metazoa, Arthropoda, Arachnida, Sarcoptiformes, Oppiidae. Bases 52 to 1350 code for a protein of 432 amino acids. Gene Ontology annotation, molecular function: UDP-glycosyltransferase activity; hexosyltransferase activity. The transcript is spliced from 2 exons. The record is from RefSeq and is a predicted model, not a curated record.
UAAUUGAUUUUUUUUAUAUAAGUUAAGUAUAGUUAUUAAAAAAAAAUAAUAAUGACAAAAAAGCUAACAGUGCUGAUGACACCGGCCAACUUUGUCGGUCCAAUAAUGUCCAGUAUCGGUAUUGGCGAAGUAUUACGCGACAGUGGCCAUCGAGUAGUGUUUGCCGUACGGGCCAGUUGGCGACCAAAACUCCAGGCACUGGGCUUUGUAGUGGAACUGUUAGGCGGAGAACAGGAGGUUGUCAAAGAUACUGUCGAAGAUAGUUUGGAACUGAUUAAGAAUAUGAUAAGCAAUCGGACGCCACUUGAAAAAGGUUUGAAUACGUUUACAACUGAAAUGAUGGCCGACUUGAUAGCCAUUGGCGAAGCCGAUGAACCCUACUAUCGGCAAAUCAUUGAUCGCCACAAACCCGAUGCCAUCAUUUCGGAUAAUGUGAUAAAUAUGCCGUCGGUUGUCAACUCUGGUAGCGUAUGGAUAAUGUCAAACAGUAAUAAUCCGUUAUCGCUAGACAUGUGUCUGGAGGACAACCGGUUGCCGCCAUCGCUAUUGGGUCUGCCUAUCAAUGAUAAGAGUCUAUGGGAUGACUAUCGACGACAAAUCAAUGAAACCAGAUUUCAAGCGUUCAAAGUCUGGGCCGAUUGGCUUCAAUCGCAUGGAUGUCCGGCACCGGCUGCUAAUCAGCUAUGGUUUCCGUCUCCGUACGCAAACUUUUAUUUAAUACCCAAAGAGCUGGACUACACUGACAUUAGGCCACUGCCCGACAACUUCUAUCAGUUUGAUUACUAUAAGCGUACGGCCAAUGAGGACGUGUUUGAAAUACCGGAACAGUUGAGACAGAAAUCAGGAAAAUUAAUAUAUCUUUCGUUGGGAUCGAUGGGCAGCGCAGACGUCGACCUAAUGAAACGUUUAGUUGCUAUGUUAGCCAACAGUGAGCACAGGUUUAUUGUGUCCAAAGGUGUCAAUCACGACAAGUAUGAGUUGGCGGACAACAUGUGGGGCGAAAGGUUUGUACCACAGGUAAAGGUGCUGUCAAUUGUCGACCUAUUUCUAACACACGGCGGCAAUAACUCUAUUACCGAAUGUAUGUAUUUCGGUAAACCUAUGUUAGUGUUCCCAUUGUUUUUCGAUCAGUUCGAUAACGCACAGAGAGUUGAGGACAAGGGUUACGGUAUACGACUCAAUCCAUACGAGUGCUCUGAACAACAAUUAUUGCAAUCAAUUGAUAAGAUAUUAAAUGACAAUAAAUUGAUUGAAAAGUUACGACAAGUUUCUCAAAGAAUACAAACUGAGAAACUAAUUGAAAAAAUACCGGAAAUAAUUGAUAGAUUAGUUAAACAGAAAUCAAAAUAA